AUGGGCCAGCAGAACUCGGGAUUCGUGGUCGAAAUCGCUAGUCCGAGGCUUGGACGAUUUCAGGCGGUCCCUCAAAAAGACCCAGAUGAAAGCAAUCCGGAAUGGAGGAUUACUGUAAACCCGGCAGCCGAACUUGUGGGAUCACCUAGGCUACGAGCACUUAUCGACAGGCUGUACCAUCAUCAGAAGCUACUGACCGAUUUUGAUGCAAAGCAGAUUCUCUCCGCCCUACAAUGUAUGGACCCUACCGCGGAACUCCUCCUCCCUCUCCUCACUGUUCUAUCAAAUGCAACUGCUUAUCCAUCGAAUCAAUUACUCAUGAGGGAAUUCCGACUGACAAAUCGAGUGGUAGAGAUGCUACCGGACUCAAAACAUUGGCCGAGGUCUACCAGAGUAAUACUGUUACAGUGCAUUGCUAAUAUGGCAGUGUCGUCGGAUAAUAUGGAGGUCAUGAAACUUGCCUUAAACCAUAUCGUGUCCCGCCUGACAUCAGAAGAUGAGAUGGAAGUCGUGGUUGCCAUGCAAGCCCUCACCAACCUGUCAAUCAAUAUUCGAAAAGAACAAAUCCCAAAAUUUGUCCCCGUGAUUCCUCAUUGCUUGAACCGGCUAUGGAUCCGUGGAGAAGUGAACCUGAAUGCCCUUCGACUACUCGUAAACCUCUCAUGCUGUCCGGAUAUGGUUCCGUAUCUUCUUGGAAACAAAUCAGUUUCUGGUCUUCUAAGGAUUCUGGAUACUGACAGAGAAGAAGUAUUGAUUAGGGCGGUGACAUGGAUUCUGUGUACGACGUCGGCAGUGGAUGCAUUAAAUUUGACCUAUGAUCGGAUAGCGGAGCAUAAUUUGGACCCAUUCCACAACCCAUCUCACACUUUAUUCUUCUCAAUAUACGGACCAAAAGGAAGAGAAGAAUUGGAACUACAAGCGAGACAUCUCACUAAUCAUUCGAAUAAGGAUGUGGCCAGUAAAUCGGUCAGGCUACUGGAAACUCUAGCUAAUGUUCCCCCGUUCCCAAUGGCUGGAAAUCAUCUAAACCGUCUCUAA
Molecule: messenger RNA, 1038 nt
Organism: Caenorhabditis remanei
Lineage: Eukaryota; Metazoa; Nematoda; Chromadorea; Rhabditida; Rhabditidae
Exons: 6
Coding region: 1-1038 (345 amino acids)
Cellular component (GO): mitochondrion
Source: RefSeq, a predicted model, not a curated record